This is a messenger RNA of Dicrocoelium dendriticum, 1380 nucleotides long. The record is from the annotation of a GenBank genome assembly. Lineage: Eukaryota; Metazoa; Platyhelminthes; Trematoda; Plagiorchiida; Dicrocoeliidae.
UUUAGAUUAUGAAAACACCGUUUCUCUGUAACGCUACUUAAAUGCAAAGAAAGAAGCAUAUAAUCUUGGUGAUCUUCGCCCUUCUGUUACUCUCAAAUGAUUCAUCAUGUAACCACAGGGCUGAAGACGCAACAAACACCAAAAUAUUGUCAACACUUUCCAAUACGUCCACAACAAUACGGUCAAGAAAGCACAUGCAUGGUUCUUUUGUGAGCUCCAGCACACCAGUAGAUGCACUAGAAUCGAUUUACCUCCCACCUUCCAUGAGGGCAGCAAUGCAAGUUUCCAACGCUAUGGAUUUAAUGCGUUUUACAGUGUGCCCUGGAAACCGAACUGAGUGGGUAAAUGGCGUCAUGCGUACAUUUACGCAUUAUUUGUGCCCCAACAAUCUGGAACACCCAGAGAGGAGAUAUUGUUGCAUCGACCUACGCAUCGGAAUCAGUUAUUGCUGUUCUCUGUCUGCAAAUGCCACUGUUGUAAUCGUCUUGGGCCUUCUACUCGGCAUACAGACGAUAUUGGGUGCAUUGCUGCUCCUCUAUUAUUAUUAUCGUCACAGAAGAAAGACCAAGUCGUCGCCGUCCCACACGACGACAGCGGAUACGCGAACCAGAGAACCGCCAGAGAGCAAUCACGUCUUCAGGUCGUCAACAUUGGUAGUUCACGUGGAUCACGCUGGGACAGUAUACCCGGUGAAUCAGCCCGGCCCAGUCAGCAAAUCGAAAUUGAACGCUGGCAGAAUGGAAAAAAGAUCGGAACUUGACAACCCACAGUGGCAACCAACGCAGUCAAUUUCAUCAAUCAACGCGGCUCCACCUCCAUAUGUGGUCGAAGGAGCUGGUACAGCCAUGUAUCCACCACUACCUCCCUACAUGCAGGGCCCAGAAGAACAGAAUCGUUAAAGACUCGCAUUCACUGCAGAAUAUUAUCAACUGUUUCAGGUCACACUUAUGCCACAUCCGAAAACCGCGGUUGCUGUCGGAUUUUAGAAACUGGGCAAUUCUGCCUAUCAUUCUGUUCUGUAACCACCGUCAGCAUCACAUUCGAGAUACUUUGCUCUUAUUGUCUUUCGCUUAGUUACUAGACAUUUUUCACCCCAUCCUUUCGGGUUUUAUUGUCCACGCAGGCGCAGUCAGAACACCUCAUAGAUGACCAAGCGCGACGAGGUGCAGGAAGACGUGUGGUACGCAGUUCCCCUUAGAUAAAUUUCUAAUCAUGUAAUUUUCCACCAUGACUUUUCGUUGUAACUAAGCUCUGUUCAAACGUGUAUAGCCUCCGUUUGCAAGAUAUUUCUGUUUGGUCAAUUGACCACAUCCUUUUCAUCAAUUGUGACUGUACAUCCAGCUUGAAUAAGAGGAUAUACCAAAACAUACAUUGAUCCCC